UUCUCAUGCAGAGAGCUGCAACGAUGCAGAAAUGCGUCCAACUCUACGCCUUUCACGCCAGCUUUCUAAUUAUGAAAGCUCCCAUCUUUCCCCAGCCUUGCUUAACUCCAGCAUCAAAGCCUUUAUUCAACAAGGCCAAUACACUAAAGCCUUGCAACUGUACUCUGUUUCCCCACUUACAGCAACAAAAUUCACUUUCCCCUCUCUUCUUAAAGCUUCCACUUUCGUCUCUAACCUUACCUAUGGCAAAACCCUCCAUUCCACAAUCAUCCAAUUGGGUCUUCAGUUUGACCCUUUUAUCACUACUUCACUUAUAAAUAUGUAUGUAAAAUGUGGGUCAUUUUCUAAUGCAGUUAAUGUGUUUGAAAAAAUGGUUGACACAGAAGUUUUCGUUGAAGAUGUCACCUUUUGGAAUUCUUUGCUCGAUGGGUUUUUUAAGUUUGGUCUAAUUAAGGAGGGUUUGGCUCAUUUUUACAGGAUGCGGGCGUCUGGGGUACUUCCUGACGCUUACUCACUCUCUAUUCUUCUCAGUGUUUUGGGGUACGAAGAAGGAAAGCAAAUUCAUGGUUACAUUGUUAGGAACGUGUUUAAGAGUGACCCAUUUUUGGAAACUGCAUUGAUUGAUAUGUAUUUGAGUUGUAGUCGAAUAAUGGAGGCUUGGUGUAUAUUUGAUCAUUUGGAAGAUACGAGCAAUGUGGUGGUCUGGAAUGUGAUGAUUGGUGGGUUUUUCGAGAAUGGAUUGUGGGAGUGGAGCUUAAAGUUGUAUUCCUUAGUGAAAUGUGAGAAUGUCAAGCUUGUGUCGGAGUCGUUUACUUGUACCUUGAGUGCAUGUGGGUAUGGUGAUGUUGUGGGUUUUGGGAGGCAAGUUCAUUGUGAUUUGAUUAAAUUGGGAUUUGAAAAUAACCCUUUUGUUUAUACUUCGCUUUUGACCAUGUAUGGAAAAUGCCAAUUUGUUGAAGAUGCAGAAAAGGUUUUCUAUCAGGUAUUGGAUAAAGGAAUUGAAGUAUGGAAUGCCAUGAUAUCAGCUUUCGCUUGUAAUGGAUAUUCUUAUGCUGCUUUUGAAGUUUACAACAAGAUGAGAUAUAAUGUAAUAACCCCUGAUUCUUUUACAAUGUCUAACGUUUUAUCAUGUAGCAGUAUGAUUGGAAUAUAUAAUGUUGGGAGGUCAGUUCAUGCAGAAUUAGUCAAAAGACCUAUAGAGAGUAGUGCUUCCGUACAGAGUGCGCUAGUGACCAUGUACUGCAAGUGUGGGAGUGCUUAUGAUGGUAAUUCACUUCUUGGCGCAAUGAGGGAAAAGGACGUGGUUGCUUGGGGAUCCAUGAUAUCAGGUUUUUGUCAAAAUAGGAAAUUCAAAGAAGCUUUAGAUUAUUUUAGAGGAAUGGAUGCAGAUGGGGUAAGGCCAGAUUCUGAUAUUAUGUCAAGUGUCAUUAAUGCUUGUACAGGACUGGAGAAUGUAGAUUUGGGGUGCAUGAUCCAUGGAUAUGUUAUUAAAAGUGGUUUGAAGGCAGAUGUUUUUGUGGCCACUUCCCUUGUUGAUAUGUAUUCAAAAUGUGGUUUCCCAGAUAUGGCUGAAAAUUUGUUCUUCGAUAUGCCACAUAAAAAUCUUGUUGCUUGGAAUUCCAUCAUGUCAUGCUAUUGCCGAAAUGGUCUACCUGACCAGUCGAUAAAGCUUUUUUCUAUAAUAGUUCAGCAUGAUUUUUGUCCAGACUCUGUGUCCGUCACAACUGUUCUUGCUGCAGUUUCAUCCAUAGCAGCUUUACUUAACGGAAAGAUAAUCCAUGGAUAUCUUAUUAGAGUAGAGGUUCAAUCUGAUAUUCAGCUGGAGAAUGCAUUGAUCGAUAUGUAUAUUAAGUGCGGAUUCUUAAAAUAUGCAGAGUAUAUAUUUCAGAACAUGUCUCAGAAAGAUGUUGUUUCAUGGAAUUGCAUGCUUGCUGGUUAUGGAUCUCAUGGGGAUUGCCUUCGAGCAUUGUCAUUAUUUGAUGAGAUGAAGAACUGUGGAAUAACACCUGAUGAUGUGACUUUUCUUUCCCUGAUUUCAUCGUGCAAUCAUGCUGGUUUGGUUGAUGAAGGCCAAUAUAUAUUUCAAUCCAUGACAGUGGAGCAUGGGAUUGAACCUAAAAUGGAGCAUUAUGUAAACAUUGUUGAUCUCCUGGGCCGCGCCGGACGCUUGGACGAUGCUUAUAAUUUUGUAAAAAUCAUGCCUAUGGAACCUAACAGGAGUGUUUGGUUGAGUUUAUUGUGUGCCUGCCGAGCCUAUUCUAAUGUGGAGCUUGGUGAAUUGGCAGCUCAUAACUUGCUGAAAGUGGAACCAAGCAGGGGCAGCAAUUAUGUUCAACUGUUACAUUUGUAUGGAGAAGCUGGAUUACGGGACAAGGCUGCAAACAUACGAGCAACAAUGAAAGAAAGGGGAUUGAAGAAAAACCCUGGAUGUAGUUGGAUUGAACUGAGGAAUAAGGUUGAUGUUUUUUUCUCAGGAGAUUCAUCCUCCCUGAGAACAAUGGAGAUCUAUGAGAUAUUACACAGCCUUGGCAGGAAUAUGGAAAAGAAAGAAGGUGAUUAUGAAAUUGAGAUAUUUCUUUAACUUUUAAUCUUAUUGCAUCAAUAACAACCUAGUUAUUUUGAAGAUCAGUAGACAACAGAGUAUGUGUGUAUGAUCUGAAUUUUAAUAUCUUUUAUGAUCAAAA
Messenger RNA from Theobroma umbraticum, 2684 nucleotides. Its product is annotated as Tetratricopeptide repeat (TPR)-like superfamily protein. The record is from RefSeq and is a predicted model, not a curated record. NCBI's taxonomy places the organism in Eukaryota, Viridiplantae, Streptophyta, Magnoliopsida, Malvales, Malvaceae. Gene Ontology annotation, molecular function: RNA binding; protein binding. Gene Ontology annotation, biological process: RNA modification.